Messenger RNA from Amyelois transitella, 3506 nucleotides. Its product is annotated as scavenger receptor class B member 1-like. Gene Ontology annotation, molecular function: scavenger receptor activity. Bases 19 to 1716 code for a protein of 565 amino acids. Lineage: Eukaryota; Metazoa; Arthropoda; Insecta; Lepidoptera; Pyralidae. The record is from RefSeq and is a predicted model, not a curated record. The transcript is spliced from 12 exons. Gene Ontology annotation, cellular component: membrane; cytoplasm.
CACGGACCGGUCGCCACAAUGAGUCAUUUGAAUUUAGAAAACGUGCCUUCCACAGCCCUGAUGCUGCCGAAAGACGAAAAAGUCGUGGUGAUACCAGCUCAGGGGGUCGGGAAGAUUCUGAUCAGGGAAGACACUAUUCUGGCGGGACUCCAAGGGUGCGCUGGCUGUGGACGGGCCCAGUUCUCGUGCGCUGGUGUUAAAAGUCAGUGGUCGGUACUCUGCUGGGGUAGACAAUCGGACAGGAAAUACUAUUUUUUGGUCACCCUACUGUCUGCAAUCUUCGUGUUAAGUCUCAUUGGCACUAUUUUCUUCUGCUUCACAAAUGCCAUCAACGAUGCCAUAUUAUCUAACAUGGUGAUCAGAAACAACUCGUUGGCCUUUUCAAUAUGGCGGCGGCCUAACGUCCAACCGCUGAUGAAAGUGAGGCUUUUCAACUAUACCAACUGGGAACGAGUGAGGGACGGCUUCGAUGAGAAACUCACCGUGGAAGAAGUCGGGCCGUAUGUGUAUGCACAACAACUGGAACGUGUGAACAUAGACUUCGAAGGAGACCAACUCAGCUUCCAAGAGAGGAACUACUUCAGGUAUAUGCCUGAAUUGACCUCGGGGGCGCAUUUUGACCAAGUCGUCGUACCCAACUUACCACUACUUGGUGUAAUUUCAAAAGCCAAGGAUAUGGAUCUGAACCGUUUCCAGGAAUUCUCCUUGCAGACAGCUCUCAACUUCGUGCAGAACAAGGACGCUUUCAUCAGGCUCCCGGUCCACAGAUUCCUGUGGGGUUAUGAAGACACCAUCAUAGAUUCCACCAAACUGAUACUCAGUCUUCAGGGCAAAUUGAAAUUCAAGCAAUUUGGACUCCUAGCUACGAAAAACGACACCCUAUCAGACAGAAUGACCAUAAACACGGGUGAGGUGGACAAAGACAAGAUGAACCUCAUUGAAAAGCUGGAGGGGGAGGACCACCUCAAUUUCUGGGGAAGUCCCGAAUGCAACAGCAUAGAAGGCUCCGACGGAUCCAUCUUUCCGCCUUCCCAGCUGGACAGAAACAGGACUCUUCACGUCUUCAUGCCCAACCUGUGUAGAAGGCUGCCGUACAUUUAUGACAAGGACAUUGAAGUGGACGGCAUCCCACUCUUGAGGUACCGGCUUCCCUUAGACGUCUUCGACGACCCAGAACACAACCCUCAGAACCAGUGCUACUGCGAGAUUGACACCGCCACUUGUCCCCCGAGAGGAGUUAUCAACGUGACGGCUUGUACUAUGGGUGCCCCAGCCAUGGUCUCAUUCCCCCACUUCUACCUGGGCGACCCUCAGCUUCGAGAGGAGAUCUUAGGGCUCCGCCCCGACCCGGUGCUCCACGACUCUUACCUCGAUAUCCAUCCGACGCUGGGACUGUCACUCAAUGGAAAAUCCAGCCUUCAAAUCAACUUUCAAGUGAGAAAAACCGGUAUGUUCACCUCUCUCGGGUUCCUGAAACAAGGCAUCAUCCUACCAGUCGCCUGGAUAGAAAUGAGCCUGGACGAGCUACCAGAAAGUCUUCGCUCGCUCAUCUAUCACGGCACAUACUCAACCGCCGCGGUCCAAUUAGGACUAACUGUCACUUGCGUAGUGGCUUUAGUAGUCUCCGCCAUUUGUCUAUUAAUGCUUCUCUUUGGGAGGCGGCCGAAGCCGUGUGCAACGUUGAAAGUACCGACGGAAAAAGCGCAGUUUUCGUAAUUUAAGUCUAAUUUGUUAGAUGUUGGAGUGAUUUUAAAGUGACAACUGAUUCGCUUGACUUCUCGGGAGUCUCUGCCUUUUUUUGUUCCCGCCAAAAUAGAUACAUAUUUUUAAAAAAUAAAUGAAAAGAAAACUGUUCUAAGUUUGAAAUCAGCGUGGCGAUAAAUACUAAGCAAAUGAAUACCUUGACGUUUUUUACACCAAGUAGGCACUCGUAGGUACCUAUACUUGAAGUCAAAGAGAGUACCUAGUACUUAGUAAAGGUAACAUACAUUUCGAGUAAAGUACGAUUUCCUUUAAAAUUUGUCGGUUAAAAGAGUUGGUUUGUCAAUAUUAUAUGUUAUAUUGUUAUGUUAAAAAAAAAGUUAUUUUAAAUGAUUCAAUAUGAAAAAAAUAUAAGGCUUGGCGAUUCUGCCUACUGAUUGAAAAAUUGAUCCGCUUUAGUUAGUAAGAGUAUCUACAUAUUUUAUUUAAUGUCAUAAUUAUUUAUUUGUUGCUCUUUAAAAACUGAAAUGAGACUCCGUGUAAGUAUGCAAGCGGUUUUGAAAGCUAUUUCAUGUGAGUGAAGUGAAAAAGAAGUGUAGACAUAAUCCCUAUUAGGUACACCUUUAAUAAAAAAUGAAACUGUCUGUCUGUGACAAAUUCAGGCCUAAAAGACUCUGUACAAUGUCAUUAAAAAGCUCAAGAACAAGUUAUAGAAUUAAACAGUACAUUUAGUAAGAUUAUUAGGAUUUCCCUUUAUCAGAUUUGAAAUUCCCUCGGACAGACAUUCUAGAUCUUAAUCUUAGUGGUAAAUGAAUCUUAUAGGUGCUUAAAAUACUAUUUAACAAAACAUUCCCUUAAUGUAGUGACGAGAUCUAAUAAUUUAAUUUUUUUUAAUAAUAAAAUAAAUAAUUGUGUAAGUAAUUUGAAAGUUUGUCAUUGCCUGUGAGGAUUUACAGCUAAAACGCUUAAUCGCUUUUUUUGUAUGAAUAUGGACAAAUAACGAAGACAAAUGUUGGCAACCCUGGUUUUUCACACAUGAACUCUUGGUACACGGAGAUCCCCCGUACCAAGAGGUAAUUUAAUACCUGAGAUUAUCAUAAGGCUAAUAAACUAAGUAUAACAUAAAAAAAGAAAGAAAAGCUAGAACUUUUGGUCUUGCCAGUGAUUUUUAUCCUAUUGGUAAUUUAAAAAUAUAUAAUCGUAAGUAUGUACUUAGAGUAAUACCGCAUACUUCGCCUUAAAGAUUUUGUUCAUUUCAUUAUGUAGGCAAUAUUUUUAAUUAAAAGCAUGUAUAUUGAGAGAAUUUAUGUAAUUUUUCCAUCAUUAAGCCGAGCAGCUGAACGUGGCCAUUCAGUCUUUUCGGGACUAUUGGCUCUGCCUACCCCGUAAGGGAUAUAGACGUGACUAUAUGUAUGUAUGUUGGCUUGCAAAAUUUGGUAUGGAUUAUUCAAUUAAGUAGAAGGUAUGCAUAUUUUUUUUAGUAUGUAUUGUAUAUUAUAAGUACUUUCUUGAACAAAAACACUUUCACUGGAACAGUCAAUAAGUAAGCGACAACUGCCUUAUUAUUUUUAUACCUAGUUUCAGUUGUGUUCUGCGUGAAGUUAUUUGUGCAAAAAUACAAAAUUAUGUAAAUAUUUUAAAAUUCGUGUUGUUUGAAAUACUUCUAUUUUUUACAAAAGCCAAUUGAAAGUUUGUAAACAUAUUUUUGAAUAUCAGAUGCUUAAUUUUAUUUGUAAAUAUAGAUUUUAAGGUUGAAUUUUUGUAAGAAAGAUCAAUUGUAAGCUCUCUACGUGUUCUGUAAAGAA